Molecule: messenger RNA, 1986 nt
Organism: Striga hermonthica
Lineage: Eukaryota; Viridiplantae; Streptophyta; Magnoliopsida; Lamiales; Orobanchaceae
Source: the annotation of a GenBank genome assembly
AUGACGGUCGAGAGAUCGAGCUUGGGAGUGAAGAAAGUGAUUGUGGGAAUAAGAUUAGACGAUCAUGCUAAAGAGUUGCUUGAUUGGGCACUUGUCAAGGUUGCUGAUUCUGGAGAUAGUGUUGUGGCUAUUCAUGUUUGUCGAAAUUCGGUUGCAGAUUCGGUUUCGAAGGAGAAAAUUAUGUUGGAUGGUUACUUGGAAGACUAUGAAGGUCUAUGCAGUGAAAAACAGGUUGCUCUUAGUGUUUCAGUGUUGAAAGGAAAUUCGAUCAGAAAAAUGUUGGUGAGAGAGGCAAAGAACCAUUCUGCUUCGGCUGUUAUUUUGGGGAUAGCUAAGCAUGGUAGCUUAAGGAGAUGGACUUCGAUUGCAAAGUAUUGUGCAAAGAGACUCCCUCAAACUACUGAAGUUAUGGCGAUAAAAAACGGGAAGAUUGUCCUUAGCCGGUGUUUGAAAACCAAAUCAGAAGGUCAUUGUUCAGAUCCAAAACCGAGCUUUUAUUUAAACGGAAACUUCACACCCAAGAACAAUCAUUCCGAGUUUGGAGAAUCUGAAUCAGAAAUGAGCAGAUUCAGUUUUGAUGGAAACUCGAGUAACAUAAUGAUCGAGGAUGUUCAUGUUCUGAUUCCUAAUGUCCAAAGACAACAAAAGAGAGGUUCUUUAAGUUCGAUUUCACUUCCAGCUGAGGAUUUCACGAAGCAGAGGCCCGGCUGGCCUCUUCUUCAGACAGCCAGUUCAUUAACUCAAGAAGCACUCGAAGCAAGAAAACUGCCACUAGUGAAGUGGGUUAUGACAUUGCCACACAGAUCUUUGCCGGAUAUUGCUGAAACAAAUCCCAAUGCAGCUUGUAAAACCGAGCUGCAUAAAGAUUUGGAAACUGUACUCUCAAAAAAUUCUGCAGGAUGCAAAGUGUUCAGCUAUGAUGUGCUUAAAAUUUCAACCUCAGAAUUCUCAUCAGGAAAUCUUAUUGGGAAAGGAGGCUGUAAUUUUGUGUACAAGGGCAUUCUUCCUGAGGGCAAACCAGUUGCGGUUAAAAUUUCUGAAUCGUCAUCAAAAGAAGCAUGGAAAAAUUUUAUCCUGGAGGUUGACAUAAUGACUACACUGAAGCACAACAAAAUUGCACCUUUGAUUGGAAUUUGCGUAAAAGAUAAUGAUCUAAUCUCGGUGUACGAUUUCAUGUCGAAGGGAAGUUUGGAAGAGAAUCUACAUGGUACGUGUAAGGAAAAAACAUUACUCUCUUGGGAAGCAAGAUUUAAAAUAGCUGUUGAGAUUGCUGAAGCUCUUAACUAUGUACAUAACGAAUGCCCAAGGCCGGUUAUUCAUAGAGACGUUAAGUCUUCGAAUAUUCUCCUAACUGAUGAACUUGAACCACUGUUAUGUGACUUUGGAUUGGCGAUAUGGGCACCUACUAAAGCUUCUUUUGUGAUGGAUACUAACGUAGUAGGAACAUUUGGCUAUCUCGCUCCCGAGUAUUUCAUGUACGGUAAAGUUAGCGACAAAAUUGAUGUUUAUGCUUUUGGUGUGAUUCUACUAGAAUUGCUCUCGGGCAAGAAACCUAUUGGUUUAGAGACAGACAAGGGUCAAGAAAGCUUAGUCAUGUGGGCUAAACCUAAACUAGAAAACAGAGAUUUUAAGAGCAUAUUGGACCCAAAUUUGGAUGGAAACAUCGAUGAAGCUCAAAUGCAAAGAAUGGCUCAAGCUGCAGCAUUUUGUCUUGCUCAAUCUUCGAGGCUUCGCCCCAAAAUGUCCCAGAUUCUUACUGUACUUAAAGGUGAAAAAAACUACGAGGAUGAAGAAAACGAGGAUGAUGAUUAUUAUAAUGAUGAUGAAGUGUAUCCCGACUCGAGUGCAGAAUCCCAUCUGGGCCUUGCUUUGUUUGAUGUCAAUUUUGAUAGCUCGAAUUCGUUCAGUAGCAUUGAUCAAAACAGCCUUCUUUCUGUCGAAGCUUAUUUGCAGAAAAGAUGGAGUAGAAUUUCGAGUAUAGAUUAG